AUGGGAAAGCGAAUUAGAGAUAAUAAAGAGGUUGGAAUGUCUAAUGGAAUCAAUUGCCAUCAUACUCAUCCAGGAAGAGUAUGGGGAAUUCUUCAUAUUAUAAAGUAUCAUCAUUGGCGUCAUGUCAAGAGAAGGAUUACACCUAGAAGGUGUAGUGGUGGAAGUCAUGAUGCAAGGGAUGAAUUUCCAGGUACUUCUAAUGAUUCUGAGGUUGAUAAUGUGGCAGAUCCAAAUACAGCUUUAUCCAAUGUUGAAGAAAAUAAGCUGGUACACUCCACUCCACAUACCAAACAAUCUAUAAAAUCAAGACUAAAAUCACUUCUACAUGAAGAUAUAUACAAAAAGAAAGGUAGACAUAAGAGAAGUUCAACCUGUCCUGCAAAGCCGUCGCAGUCGCAGCUAACUCGCGUUGAUUCCGUUCAUCACCUAGAGGUUGAUCCACUAAGUGAAAUGUUGUUAACUGUUGAAAAUCCAGAACCAGUUAUAGAAACUUUUCAAAACCAUCUUGCUUCAGGAACAUUAGAAGUUUUGUCACCAGUUUUCUCAGGUAGCAAUAAAUCAAUCAAUAGCAAUAACACUAACAAUGAUAAAUGUGUGGAAUGUGGUGCAAUGUUUUCUAGUGAGCCUUUGGAAAAUCAUGAUGAUAAGAUUCAUCAUAAGCAUCAUAAUAUAUCGAUAGGUGAUGGUUUGCCGGAAGAUAAAUUGAUGAAUGCGAAAAUAUUUACAACCGAUGCUUCACCACAUCUUUUCAAGGAUUUUCUUGAUGCUUUAGAAGUAAUCAAUACAAACAAAGACUUUCUAAUGAAAUAUAUCAAUGAUCCUGGAUCUCCUUUGCCGUUCGAAAUUCAUACUCAACAACAGUCUCCUAAUUUUCAACCAAGACGCGCCAAUUCAAUUUCGUUACCUGUUUAUGGAUCAUCCUCAGGAACCAAAGAUUCUGAGCACAUGGUAGAUAAAUUGGGGAAGAUACAAUCACAAAUUCAAAAUUUAGGAGAUUUAAACAAACCAUCAACUUCUUCUUCACAUAAAGUUGAUGAGGUACACAAUUCAGAUCAAGAAUCGGUUGAACGAGAUUGUAAAAAAAAUUCAACAGAUUUGUCACAGGUUCAAAAUCAAGUGAAGCCUAGGAACUUCAUGGAUCUUAGAAAGAAGAUAAAGCAUAUAAUUGAAGAAAGCAAAAAUGAAAAGCGUCGCAUUACGAUGGAUGCUAUAGUAGAUAAAAUUCCUGGCGGAAAUAGGUUUUCGGAAAAUGUAAGGAAUGGUUAUUAUGGUAAUCGUCUUUCUAAGUCUUGCUCGAAAAAUAAGAGUCAGUUAUCGAGUAUGAGGACUUCAUCUCUAAAAGAAUCGGUUGAUCGAUAUUCUCAGCUUUAUGACACUUGUUUUCAACAUGAAGCAGCAGCUAGCAAUAAUGAAGUUAAGUAUCCUAAAACUGAGAGCUUAAAAUUGAAAACAGAAGAGAAAAGUUCGAUAUUAAAGACACCGAAAUCCUUUCAAAGGUUUCUCUCAUUACCUAAUCUAAAAUCUCAACUCAAUCAAAGUGGCGAAUCUUCUUUGCAAUCAUCUCCUAAGAAUUUAAUUAGAAAAUCUGAAGACAGAACAAUAAGCAGUGAAGAACCUUCUAUGCAAUCAUCUCCUCAGAAUUCAAUGAGAAAAACUGAAGACAGAACCAUAAACACAAAUGAUGAUUUUUCGAAGAGUCAAAUUCUGUCACCUACACUUUCUGAUCAUACAAAUGAAGAAAGCACUGUGAAUGAUGAACAAAAACAAGAUCAUGUUAAGAGUGGUUCAGAAUCAGAAUCAGAAUCAGAAUCAGAAGCCGGAUCAAAUGUUAAUGAUGAGAUAAAGUCAGAUAAGAGUAUAGUAUUUGAUGGUUUAGGAACCUUGAGAGGAAGUGAAAGUGCUGCUAGCAUUGGAUCUAAUGCUAUGUUGGUUGAAGCAAACUCAACUUUUUCUUCUGAAGCCAGCUUCUUAGAUUGUACAUUUGAGUUGGAAAACUUAAAUGGAUUGGAAGAUCAAGAAUUAAAGCCAGUGCCAGCUGAUGUUGAAUUGAAUAACAUAUUUGAGCAACAAGAGGCUAAAGAUGAAAAUUUUCUGAAAUUUGGAUAUGAAAUUCCAAGCAUGGAAAUUGAUACAAAUAAUGAAGCUGCAUAUAAUUAUGUAAAAAAAGUUUUAGAACUCUCAGGCUUCACCAGCAAUGAAUCUCUUGGAACAUGGUAUUCAGAUAAUCAACCACUUGAUCCAUCAGUUUAUGAAGAAUUAGAAGGAUGUUUACUUCUUGAUCCUGAUUGUUCUGGUAAUUGUGAUGAAGGUGGACAAUGCAAUCAUCUUCUUCUAUUUGAUAUAAUCAAUGAAGGAUUAUUAGAGAUUUUUGGAAGAUCAUAUAAUUAUUACCCUAGGCCUUUAUCUUCACUAUCUUAUGUUCAUCCAUUGCCAAAUGGAGGAGAUAAUGUUUUGCAUAAAGUAUGGAAACUUAUUAGUUGGUAUCUUAAUUCAGCUCCUAAAGAGGCUUAUGCUUAUACAUCAUUGGAUUACUAUGUUGGUAAAGAUUUAGCAAAAAAUGAUGGAUGGAUGAAUCUUCAAUUUGAUUCUGAAUGUGUUGGGCUUGAGAUUGAUGAUUUGAUUUUUGAUGAUCUCUUGGAGGAAAUUAUCUACACUUAA
Messenger RNA from Trifolium pratense (red clover), 2658 nucleotides. RefSeq lists its product as uncharacterized. The coding region runs from base 1 to 2658 and encodes 885 amino acids. Lineage: Eukaryota; Viridiplantae; Streptophyta; Magnoliopsida; Fabales; Fabaceae. The transcript has 5 exons. The record is from RefSeq and is a predicted model, not a curated record.